CGCCAAGAUAGUAAAGGGGGAUGGGUCAAAAGAAAUUCAAGUUGGGGAGGUAAUUGCUAUCACAGUUGAAGAUGAAGAGGACCUUGGAAAGUUCAAAGAUUACACUCCAUCAUCUGAUGCUGGUUCCGCAACUCCUAAAGCAGAACCAGCUCCAACUUCUGCCCCACCAAAGGAAGAGAAGAUGGUGCAGCCAGCCAGCGUUUCUGAACCCAAGAUUUCCAAGCCCAGCCAAUCUCCUUCAGAAGAUCGAACGUUUGCUAGUCCUCUUGCUAGAAAGAUGGCUGAAGACAAUAAUGUACCUCUCUCAAAAAUCAAAGGAACAGGUCCUGAAGGACGGAUUGUGAAGGCUGACAUCGAAGAUUACUUAGCAUCAAGUGGUAAAGACGUUGCCAAGCCAUCCAAGGGUGUGGGCACACAGGUUCCAUCUUUGGACUAUGUUGACAUUCCUCACUCUCAGAUUCGAAAGGUCACUGCCUCACGCUUGUCGUUUUCAAAGCAAACUAUUCCUCACUACUACUUGACUGUGGAUACAUGUGUAGACAAACUGAUGGAUCUGAGGAGCCAACUCAAUUCGUUGCAAGAGGCAUCUGGCGGGAAACGGAUAUCUGUCAACGAUCUUGUUAUUAAGGCUGCUGCAUUGGCACUACGUAAAGUUCCUCAGUGCAACAGUUCAUGGACAGACGAAUAUAUCCGGCAGUAAGUACAUUUACUCUUCAGAAUUUUGCAUCAACUCUAAAU
Molecule: messenger RNA, 738 nt
Organism: Tarenaya hassleriana
Lineage: Eukaryota; Viridiplantae; Streptophyta; Magnoliopsida; Brassicales; Cleomaceae
Product: dihydrolipoyllysine-residue acetyltransferase component 2 of pyruvate dehydrogenase complex, mitochondrial-like
Exons: 7
Coding region: 182-700 (172 amino acids)
Biological process (GO): pyruvate decarboxylation to acetyl-CoA
Cellular component (GO): pyruvate dehydrogenase complex
Molecular function (GO): dihydrolipoyllysine-residue acetyltransferase activity
Source: RefSeq, a predicted model, not a curated record